GGAGCGAGAUAGUGGGGCGCCUCUGUCGCACCCGCAGUGCCCCUACCGAGUGCGACGCGAGAGCACGUUGUAGCGUAACUCUACGCGCUGGCUUCGUCAACGCGCCCGCUGUAAACACACUUCUGUUACACUCUCUACAAACCGGUUGCUACCUUUGUGAUCUCGAGUGCUGCAUCUGUGAUUUUUCGUGAGCGUUGUGGUUUAUCUGACUGUAAGUCAGCCUGAUUUAUUAGUGUUGUGCAAAUUAACGCAGUGCUGGAAUAUUAUUACUUUAAAAAUGCGAUGAUCUGUGAUUACAAAAAGGACCAACAUUGGAUUACAAAACUUGGAAUAUAAAAAAUUGGGUACCAGAAGAACGGAAAGAUGGCGCGUAUAGAGAGGAGAUAUUAAGUAAAAAUGGCCGUCGCGCGCGCGGUCCUUGUCCUCCUAGCAUCCACGGCUCAAGCCUGGAUGCCGGAUGCCAACGCACGCAUACAUAUCAAAUAUGGUGAUGAAACUUCAGAGCAGUUCGUAGGCAACGCGACAGCACCGGACCAUUUCCGCAUAUUAGACAAAGAUGACUUCUCAAUUAUAGUCGGCGGCAGGAACACAGUGUACAACCUAAGCCUUUACGACCUAUCAGAAAAUGUGGAACAGCGUUUGGAGUGGCAAUCGACAGACGCACACAGAGAAUUAUGCCAAUUAAAGGGCAAAUCUGCCGAUGAAUGCCAGAAUUAUCCACGAGUAGCGGCUCGUUCACACGGCCGCCUCCUAGUCUGCGGCACCAACGCAUUCAAACCAUUAUGCCGACGAUACGCGAGGAACCCACCGAACCAUCAUCUAGAAGAGAUCGAUGGAUCAGGCCGUUGUCCUUACGAUCCACAACAUAAUUCUACUGCAAUUUUUGUUGAUGGUCAAUUAUAUACCGCUACAGCAGCCGACUUCUCUGGAACCGAUCCUCUGAUCUAUCGCGAACCUGUACGAACUGAGCGCUCCGACCUUCGUUUGCUCAACGAUCCUUCAUUUGUGGGGGCUGUGGCUUCUACUAGUCAUGUCUAUUUCUUCUAUCGUGAAACUGCUGUGGAAUUUAUGAACUGUGGAAAGGCGGUAUAUUCAAGAGUAGCAAGAAUUUGCUUAAACGAUAAAGGAGGACCUCAUACUUUCAGCGACCGCUGGACAUCGUUCCUAAAAACUCGACUUAACUGUUCCAUGCCUGGAGAAUAUCCCUUCUAUUUCGAUGAAAUACAGGCUACUACAGAAUUAAUAAAUGGAAUAUAUGGUAAAAGCAGCAGCAAAAAUGAUAUCAUAUACGCAGUUUUCACAACACCACAAAAUGCUAUUGGAGGUUCAGCUGUUUGUGCUUUUGCAAUGAGAGAUAUCAUUGACGCGUUUGAAGGACCAUUCAAAGGCCAAGAAAGUAUGAACUCCAACUGGCUACCUUUAGAAAAAGAAAAACUACCAGAGAACAGACCUGGAUCAUGUGUUGAAGACAGCAGAACGCUUUCUGACUCAGCUGUAAAUUUCAUUAAAACACACCCACUUAUGGAUAAAGCUGUCCCAUCAUUCUUAGCUCGGCCAGUUCUCAUUAGAGUUAGUCUACAAUACAGAUUUUCAGCUAUUGCAGUUCAUCCCCAAGUUCAAGCGAUGAACGGAAACAAGUACGACGUCAUGUACAUUGGUACCGACGACGGAAGAGUUAUCAAAGCUGUCAAUGUAGCAGCUAACGAGGGCGACUUUGAUGCCAGUGUAGACGAAUACAGUAGGAACCCCGUAAGAACCGCUGUGAUUUCUGAAGUCCAAGUAUUACCUCAAGGCGUGCCUAUCAAACAAAUGCACGUCGCCUUAACCACAGAAAAAUUAAUAGUUGCCUCCGGCGAUAUUAUUAGGGCAGUGACAUUAUCUCACUGCGGAAACGUACAAUCAUGCAGGGAGUGCGUUGCGUUACAGGAUCCCCACUGUGCGUGGGAUUCCAAGCAGCAAGUUUGUUCUUGGGUUGGAAACCGGCAAUUUCCUAACCCCGAGAGGUUUCUACAAAAUGUAGAAUAUGGAAAGACUGAUAUAUGUAAUAAGUUGCCAGCCCUCUUGCCGGGUGAUAGACAUAGCAAUAGAAAUCCGGGCACUAAGAAGCCCACGCAAUCAGAAUCUGAUAUGCGACAAAAAACUGAUGACAUCCAAAACGAAAUACUAAUAGAAGUUGUGGAGACAAACGUGUUAUCCGAAGAUAAAACUACUAAUAACAACAAACAUGAGACAGACUUGCUGACUGUGGAGGCCGCUGACGGUAACAUUUACAGCGCACAAGCUUUGCUAACUGCCGUCGUAGCGUCCUGUCUCGUUACGCUAAUGGUCGGAUUCGUUAUUGGGUAUCUUUUCUCACGGCGAUUUCGACACCCGUUUUUUACCGAUACCUCACCCUUCAAUGAACAACACAAUCAUUUGAACAGAUUGAGCCCGUUAGAAACACCGUUAAAUGCCAACACUGCGUAUAUGCCACGAUCUAAAAACGUGAACAUGGUGGCGAACGUAUGUCCGAAACAGGACAACCUACACAUGGAGCUGGGCAAAGAGCGCACACUUGACCUGCGGAACUCCACCGAAUCCUUAGACAAGGAUCUAAAGUGCGGCACCUUACAAAAGGUUAAAAAGACUUACAUUUGAAAAUUACCUAAACAGACUGUGUAUGGAUCCAUUGCGAAGUGACUGAGACGACAGUGUCGUGUCGCGUGUGCCAAGUCUUCCGAAAACGUUCGGCUAAGACAGUGUUUUAAUGUGAUUGACUCAGUGUUUACUAUGAUUUGUGUACAUAACAUGUCUCGUCUCCUUCCUGUGUACAGUCUAGGUACUGGUUAUUCCUUAAAUAUAAUGUUGUUAUUUACUCGAGUAUAGUGAAUAUUGCAUUUAAAAGUUGACAAGUAUCAGAAGGACUGUAAACAUUUAGGAACUAUAUGUUUUUAAAUCUAUUGUCACUGACCGUGUAAUUGUUGUUUCUAGAUGAAAUCAUUAAAUGAUGUUGAACAUAAAAUGGUAAGAAAUCGUUGCGUAUAUCAUAAAAGUUAAAGGACAACAAUAAAUCAGACUGAUAUGACUCAUUUAUUAUACACCGAUUGUAAAUAUUCGGCUCUAGUGUUAGUUAGGAACAGUUUUUGUCACAUUCCAUAAUCCUAAAUAUGUAGGAGAUAAUAUCAAGGUGCAGCUAUAAUUGUAAAUAUAAUUCAAUGUAUAUAUAUAGUGUUGUAUUGUUACUAGUAUGAAAAGCCCAAAAGGCUUGUCGAUAUUGUGGCUUGACAUGGUCAGCUCAUGAAUUUAGCUAAAUGACAUCGAUAUUCAAAUAUGAAUAAAGAUAAUAUCAAUGAAUUUAGUAAUAUGUAUUUUAAUUUCGUUAGGCACGUUCAUUUGCAGUAUAAGUAAUACGUGAAAUAAAACACACACAUUAUGUUUAUAUAAUAUCGCCAGUUUGUUAAUUACUUGCAUAGUUGUUUUACAACUUACUUUGUAUAAAUGUUUAAAAAAAACGCAGUAUAGUUAUUAUGAGCUAUAGUAAAAUAAUAGAGUUAUAAAUUUUGUUACAACAUAAUAUAAUUAUUAUUAUAGCAUAUUUGCUGUGCUAAGUGCAUAGUGCCUUGUAGGUUGCCAAUUUAGUGCCUAAUGUUAUGUAGGAUACAUCGGGACAGAGAAAUUUAUUUAUUUGUAUAAAUGUUAUAAUACAGGCUACAUAUUACAUUCUCAAUAUCUACAUACUAAUGUUAAACCAAAUAAGCUUGAUUAGCUAAUAUGUAUUUCUAUGCAAACCUGUAUUCAUACAACAGACUUAAUUUAAUAAUGGCAUCUUUUAACAUAUUUAUAAAUAUGACUUCAGUAUUGAUGUGGAUUUAAAUUCUUAUUAGGCUGAAAUAACCACCAGAAAUCUAAAAAUGAGCUAGUAUUCCCACCGUAAAACAAUCAAAGUCUCUUAUGUUAAGCAAAAUAUAAAAUAAACUAUCUAUUUGUGUACAUAAAAAGUAAAUAAGCAGUAGAGGUAUAAAUAUAAUAAGUGAUUUAUCUAUGUACGUAUAAAUAAAGUGAGUAUCACAAAAUGUUUCCUUUCAAAUUGAUUUAGUGUGUAAAAAUAAAUAAUAAAACAUUUUGAAUCAUUUAUAUUACAAUACUGAUGUUGUUAUGUAAUGUAAUGUAAUGUCAUCAAACAUACAUACUGUCAUUAGUACUCACUACUCACUCAAAAAUAUGUUUUAUUUAUAUUUUUUAUAUCAUAAUGCUGGCAAUUAUAUAAAUUUCAGUACUAGAAGAGAAAAUAUAAGUAUUAAAACAUUAAAAACUUGGUUUUAUUGGAUAAUAAUUCUCAUUUCAUCACAAUAUACAAAAGCUUAUAAAACUUACAUGACCUUACCAACUAAACAGACAAUUGGUUUUAAAUAAAUUAAAAUAACAAGUGUACUAUUUUAUUUUAAAGUUUGUUUUCAUCAGUCCCAACCAUUUUAUUCAAUAGGAGGAAGGAGGCCUAUAUCAUCACACAUUGGAUGCAAUUCCUGACUAAAUAUUAUUACUGAAAAUUUCAAAAAUUGAUCUUUUGGUCAAAAAUUCACACAGAAAUCUUAAUAAGAGUAAACCUGAUAUAUUUUUAAAAAAUACCACAUAUAAAUAAAUUAUCCUACUUCUUCAGUGUCAAUAUAAUUAAUAUAGUUACAUAAAAAUUGUCUUUUCUCUAAAGCAGUUUGUACAAUACUUGUGUUGAUGGAGACACCAUCAUCACAAGCCACUGUUUCCUCUUUAACUUCUGAAGAGCCCUCAUGUAUCAAUAUGAAAUUAUGAAGUAUACAUGCAACAGAUAUAAGUAGUUGGACUGAUUCCACCUUCACAAUAUCAAUAUGAUUUAACUUCCUAAACCUCUCCUUCAUUAAUUCAAAUGCAUGACCAAUAUAGCUACGAGUUUUCCAAUGAAUCUCAUUAAACUUCAUCUCUUCACUUGUCAAUAAUUCCUCACUUGUAAAGGGAGUGAUUAGAUUUUUCUUUAAUUUAUACUCAGAGUCACCUAAAAUAUGAUUCUCAAACUCAAUGAAAUUUUUCAACUCAUGCGAAAGAGUACUCUCUUUGAAAACUCUAUUUUUCCUAGUUUUGCCUAUUUCACCAAUAUGAAUGUCUAAAAACAUUAAAGAUUCAUCACAGACAGCUUGUAAAAGAAUUAUUUCCGGCUUGUCCUUUUUAUUUCUUUUAGAUCCAACUUUAAAACGGCAGGCAUCUAUGAAGCCUACACAGUUAGGAAACUUGAACCUACUAUUUACCUUGAUCCUGGUUAUAUGCUGUUCCUCUACAGAAGGCCAACUAAUGAAACUAUAUCUAUGCUCAUUAAGUAUAGUAGCUAUCUCAUUAAAUAUAUAGCUGACAGAUGAUUUAUGCAGACCAAACAAUUUUCCGAUUUCAUUAUAAGAACAAUCACUCACCAUUAACCACAGAAAUACAUGAACUUUUUUUUCUAGAGAGAUGUUACCAGGAUUCACGUAUUUCUUCAAGAAGUUUAUGAGCGCCUGAAAAGUAUGUUUCUUAAUUUUGAACCAAGCUGAGUAAUCUGCAUCAGUAAAAUUACGGACAGAAUUUUCGUAAAAUCCUUUUAAACGUCGUGUAACAGGUACAACACCGGGACUUUUAGUUUCUUCAGUGAAUGAUGUGAGAUCAAAUUCUUUUUCAACAGCAGUACCAAACAUAUUUAAAUUAUCAUUGUUUUCACUAAUAACAUUGGCUGUAGCCACAAUUAAUCUGUUCAUAGUACAGGCAUGGUCACUGUCCAAAAACAUGUCCAUUAUAAACUCUUUCUGAAAAUUAUUCAUUCUUAUCGACAACUUCUGUUAUUUGAUCGCUGAAAUAAAAUAUAAGAAGUUCCCUUUGUUUAUACCCAGACCCAGUUUGUUAUGUUUACCGUUUCUACUUUUUUAGACAGUAC
Molecule: messenger RNA, 5911 nt
Organism: Spodoptera exigua (beet armyworm)
Lineage: Eukaryota; Metazoa; Arthropoda; Insecta; Lepidoptera; Noctuidae
Source: the annotation of a GenBank genome assembly